AUUGGCGUCGGCGCGAUGCUUACUGCCAGAAUGUAUCCGGAUCAUCAUCUCGAAGACACUCGGGACCAAAACCAAACUUGUACGACGAAACCGACCACUUUGCAAGGUAACCAAUGUCUGGCCAUGGAAGUACAGGCGCUUUCCGACCUAUCGAGGAGAUGAAGACCCUCUUGUCCGAUGUGACUCGGAGGACUGACCUUUAUGCAGCGUAGGCGUUCCGUCAGGGGGCAGUUGGGCCACGCCUGGUUGGCCUGCAGCGCUAGCACUAGCCAUUUCCAAUGUACUGCGUUUGCUAAGGAUAGAUAGAUGAGAAGUUUGUCGGCCCGCCGCAAAAAUCGAUUCCGGAACAAGAGCGUGAAUCUAUAGGGGCAGAUUCGAAGUCGGUAGCAAUAUACGGUAGUAAAGACUCGGCCUUUGUAGUUAUGGACUAGCCCUAGUGGCAACGUUGGUGGAGGGAAAGAUGGUGGCGAGCUUGUCGCUGUACGAGUGCAAGGUGAAGUUGGCCACUUGAACAGCUUGACGAAUUUGGAAAUGGACCCACAAAGCCUCAUGAUUUCUUCGGCUCACUGAGCGUCAAUGAAUAUUCCUGCCACAGACUCCCUUUUUUGACUUGACCCACAUCUAUUUCUUCGCGGGAGGAGAGUACUUUGUUCUAAACUAUUAUGCUGCAUAUCGAAGAUUACCGACGGUAUGGCAGGCAGCUGAUUCUCGAUCGCUUCGGUCUUCCAGGCCAGCUGAAGCUUCAGUCAGCUUCAGUCGUUGUUGUCGGUGCUGGUGGUCUUGGCUGCCCUGCCAUCCAGUACCUCGCUGCCGCGGGCGUAGGACGUAUCGGUAUCAUCGAUCAUGACGUUGUCGAGCUAUCAAAUUUGCAGAGACAGAUCCUUCAUACGCAGGAUCGCCUUGGUAUGCCUAAAGCUGUCUCCGCAGCAAAGGCAGUUCAACAGAUAAACUCUCGAACUCAAGUUGACGCGAUCACUGAGGCCCUUACACCAAGCAACGCGCUUGCGCUCUUGGAACCUUACGAUAUUAUCCUCGAUUGUACCGACAACGCUCCAACACGCUAUCUGCUUUCCGAUACCGCGGUCACUCUCAAGAAACCUCUUGUUAGCGGGGCAGCACAAAAGUAUGACGGACAAUUAUGUGUUUACAACAUGGGCGCCGACGGACCCUGCUAUCGAUGCCUAUUUCCUCGUCCAACCGCGCCUGAGUUGAGCGGAGGAUGUGAGGAAGUUGGAGUACUAGGCGUUGUCACAGGUAUCAUUGGAAACCUACAAGCACUGGAAACGAUCAAAAUUCUCACCGGAUUGCAUGGUGGGAAGCCUUCGCUUCUUAUCUUCUCUGCGCUGUCGACACCUCCGUUCAGAAGCAUCAAGCUUCGGUCACGUAGACCCACAUGUCCCGCAUGUGGCGACGCAGGUGAAAGGAUAGGUGAGAUUUCAGAGACAGAUUAUGUUGCGUUCUGUGGUGGUCCAAGGCCAGAUUUGGUGUCGCGAGGCUUAGAAAGCGGAAAAGAUCCAGAUCGUCGCAUACAUGCUCAUGACCUAGACGAACGGCUAAGAUCUGGAACCAGAACACGUAUAAUUGAUGUUCGGCCCCCGGUUGAAUUCGGCAUAUGCCACCUGCGCAAUUCCAUCAGUGCGUUCGUUCGUCCUGCGAAGCUUGAAGUUGAUCCUUUUGAUUCACCGCUGUCCCUUGUACUCUACUUCAGACAUUCCUUUGCCUGAGCUUGUCGCGGAUCCUACGAAAGUUGAAGUAGACAAUGCUUCCGAAGAUGCUGCGACUUACGUCGUCUGUCGCCUCGGCAACGAUUCCCAGCUAGCUGUCGACGCACUUCGUGCUGCAGGUAUGGGCGGUACCGUCAGAGAUCUCAUCGGCGGUCUUCGUGCUUGGGCGAGGGAGGUGGACAAUGAGUUUCCAGUGUAUUAAUCCCAACGUAGCUAGAACCUAUGUAGCUUUGGAGCCGUAUAUAGUGUCCCAAGGAUCACAAGUUUGCCAGCCUGUAGUAAAAAGAAUCUACUUUGAUAUUUUGACAUACAUUUCUCAAGCGU
This is a messenger RNA of Somion occarium, 2048 nucleotides long. Lineage: Eukaryota; Fungi; Basidiomycota; Agaricomycetes; Polyporales; Cerrenaceae. The record is from the annotation of a GenBank genome assembly.